AUGUUGCUCUUCGUGGAGCAGGUGACAUCUAAAGGAACUGGUUUAAAUCCUAAUGCCAAAGUAUGGCAAGAAAUACCUCCGGGAAAUACUGACGCUACGCCAGUAGCUCAUGGAACUGAAAGCUCUUGGCAUGAAACAGCAGCUACAUCAGGGUCUCUUCCUGAGGGUAAUAGAGAACUUGCAGAUGAUAUGUGUAAGGAAUAUGAAGUAAUGUAUUCAUCUUGUGAAACCGCAAGAAAUACUACAGGCAUUGAAGAAUCAACUGAUGGAAUGAUUUUGGGGCCAGAAGAUCUGAAUUAUCAAAUAUAUGAUGUUUCUGGAGAAAGCAACUCAGCAAUUUCUACAGAAGAACUAAAAGAGUGUUUAAAGAAACAAUUAGAAUUCUGUUUCUCACGAGAAAAUUUGUCAAAGGAUCUUUACCUGAUAUCUCAAAUGGACAGUGAUCAGUUCAUCCCAAUUUGGACAGUUGCUAACAUGGAAGAAAUUAAAAAACUGACCACAGACCCUGACCUAAUUCUUGAAGUUUUGAGAUCUUCUCCCAUGGUACAAGUUGAUGAGAAGGGUGAGAAAGUGAGACCAAGUCAUAAGCGUUGUAUUGUGAUUCUUAGAGAGAUUCCUGAAACAACACCAAUAGAGGAAGUAAAAGCUUUGUUUAAAAAUGAAAACUGCCCCAAGGUGAUAAGCUGUGAGUUUGCGCACAAUAGCAACUGGUAUAUCACUUUCCAGUCAGACACGGAUGCACAACAGGCUUUUAAAUACUUAAGAGAAGAAGUUAAGACAUUUCAGGGCAAGCCAAUCAUGGCAAGGAUAAAAGCCAUCAAUACAUUUUUUGCUAAGAAUGGUUAUCGAUUAAUGGAUUCUAGUAUGUAUAGUCAGCCCAUUCAAACUCAAGCACAGUAUGCCUCACCGGUCUUCAUGCAGCCUGUAUAUAAUCCUCACCAACAGUACUCUGUCUAUAGUAUUGUGCCUCAGUCUUGGUCUCCAAAUCCCGCACCUUACUUUGAAACACCGCUGGCUCCCUUUCCCAAUGGUAGUUUUGUGAAUGGCUUUAAUUCACCAGGAUCUUAUAAAACAAAUGCUGCUGCUGCCGCUGCCGCUGCCGCCGCUGCUGCUACUAUAAAUAUGGGUCGACCAUUCCAAAAAAAUCGUGUGAAGCCUCAUUUUAGGUCAGGUGGUUCAGAACAUUCAACAGAGGGCUCUGUGUCGUUGGGGGAUGGACCAUUGACCAGAUCUGGUUCAAGGAACUUUGUAACUGAACGACAUAAUCCUGCAGUAACAGGGCAUCAGGAACAAAGCUACCUUCCAAAAGAGACUCCCACUUUGCAGAUGGAACAGAAUGGGGACUAUGGCAGGGGCAGGAGAACUCUCUUCAGAGGUCGAAGACGUCGGGAAGAUGAAAGGAUCCCAAGACCCCAUCCUUCAACAGCUGAAGCAAAGGUUCCCACACCAAAGUUUGACUUGCUAGCCUCAAAUUUUCCUCCUUUGCCUGGAAGUUCAUCAAGAACCCCAGGUGAACUUGUUUUGGAGAGCAGGAUGUCUGAUGUUGUUAAGGGUGUCUGCAAAGAAAAGGAUAAUGAAGAGUUCAGAGUUAGCUGCCCAGUCCCUGCAGAGGAUGAACAGACAGACUGCACCUCUGCCCAGCAACUCAGUAUGAGCCCCAGUCCCCCAUGUACAGCUGAGCUUUCUGCAUUAAGCACAACUCAGCCUGAAAAGGAUCUAGUAGAGGAUUCCACUGUUCAGAAGGAUGUUCCCAGCCAGCCAAUAGUACCAGUUUCUUCCCCGAGUACUGCAAAGCCAUCGAGAACAAAUACUGUUUCACCAUGUAAUAAUAACAUAAGUGCGGCUGUAGCUGUGGCCCUGCAGGAACCUCGAAAGCUCAGUUAUGCUGAAGUGUGCCAGAAGCCCCCUAAAGAGCCAGCUCCAACUCUUGCGCAGCCACUGAGAGAACUGCGCUCCAAUGCAGUAUCUCCCACCAAAAAUGAAGAGAAUGGAGCUCCCGAGAAGUCCUUUGAGAAACAACAUGAGAAGCCAGAAGCAAGGGCUAGUAAGGAUUACUCUGGCUUCCGAGGCAAUGCCAUUCCCAGGGGAGCAGCUGGAAAAAUCAGGGAACAGAGACGCCAGUUUGGCCAUAGGGCUAUACCUCAGGGAGUGACUCGACGUAAUGGCAAAGAGCAAUAUGUGCCACCCAGAUCACCAAAGUAA
Messenger RNA from Rangifer tarandus platyrhynchus (Svalbard reindeer), 2202 nucleotides. Lineage: Eukaryota; Metazoa; Chordata; Mammalia; Artiodactyla; Cervidae. The record is from the annotation of a GenBank genome assembly.